Messenger RNA from Penicillium daleae, 1491 nucleotides. RefSeq lists its product as uncharacterized. The transcript has 2 exons. The coding region runs from base 1 to 1491 and encodes 496 amino acids. The record is from RefSeq and is a predicted model, not a curated record. NCBI's taxonomy places the organism in Eukaryota, Fungi, Ascomycota, Eurotiomycetes, Eurotiales, Aspergillaceae.
AUGCGUAAACUGUCUCAGAUCAUCGACGCGCAACGAGAGUCUCUCGACGCGAUGGACUCUCCCCGCCUCACUCAGUCGCCAUUAACCAUCAAUACUUCAGCUCCUGCUUCGCCCGCGGUUUCUCUGUUCUCUGUCGCAGGCCAUAAUCGCAUCUCGAGUUCGGUCUCUUCCCUAGUCCCGUCUACCGGUCUUGGAAACUCAAUCGAUAGCCCCAGCCGGACUCACUUGACAGGUGUGAAAGAAGAAAUCUGUGCGCGCGAUUCGCUAGAAGAUCAAUAUUUUCAACACUUUGAAUGCGGCAUACCUGCCACUGACGAGGCUUAUUUCCCCACGGACCCCUCAGACAGCUACGACUUAGGUGAUGCUGCAAUGGAUGUCCCUCACUCGCCGAAGAAGCGCCGCUCCGAUAGCUUGUCAAUGAAAGGCGUCUCGCGCAUCGGCUCGCAUAUGUCCACUGUCUCCUCGCGUUGGAAGUCCAAGCGCGCAUCGGGAAGUCCCGAACGAGACAUCUAUUCUGAUGACCUGCGAUCUCGCGCCAAUUCUGCCGCUUCCUCCGCGCUAGCAAGUCCCAUCCUUUCCACCCCCAUCAGUCGCAUCGACUCGCAUGUACCUCCAUCUCCCGCCCAGACAAUUUUCGAGGAGCACGUCAGCAGUUCAGGCUCACGGCCAAUUGACAUCGCUCGCGCGAACAGCCUGAGCCAGGAUGACGAGGACGCCCAACAAGCCACCACUCCUCUUCUUCCGCCAUUGCUGGGCGACGAUCCCACGAGCGUGACCGCAUCGCGUGUGCAAUCGCCACUGCAAUCGCCUUCCGUUGCAGACGUGAGUGAACCCGCACAUUACGCAAUGACUUCGGAUCCACGAUUCAUCGCCGUGACCGGCAUCCCCUCCCCUCCCCUCUCCUCGAAGCCCUCCAUGGCGUCGAUCUCCCGGCCUCGCGCAAGCACGGUGCGCACUAUCUCUGGUGAGCCAGCACCCUUCGUGCUCACCGACCCCAACGAUGAGUGGGCCAACAAGCUCGGCCAUGCCAACUUCAACAUUCAACCCGAGCCAUACGCCCCAGCUACGUGUGAUUUGGAAAGCUUCCAUCAGCUGCGCGCAGACUGGGACAUCGCUCGAUGCAACUUCGCCAAGCACCUCGUCCGUACCGGAGAACACUACGGUGUGACCUCCAACAUCUACAAGCUGACUGGCGAGAAGUGGGAUUCCAUUGACCGCGAAUGGCGCGCACAACACAAGGCUAUCCUCAGUGGUCUUGGCUCCGUCGAUGGUGUUGCGCUCACUCUGACUCACACCGAGCUGCGCCCCUGCGAACAAGUCUGUGUCCCCCGACUUCACGACAACGCCAAGUUCCCCGAGAUGGGUGAUGAGGACAUUGUUGGACCGAUGACCGUGUCGCCGGUCGCUGAGAUUGCAGGCCCAUGCCGGACGAAAUCACUGAAGAAGCGCAAUUUCUUCCGCUUCUUCCAAGAUUUGGUUGGCCGACCUUGA